UUUUAUUGUGUUUCUCAUCAGUACAUGUUAAGUUAAUCAUCUUUGCAUGGUUCUUAUUUGGGUGCUAAUGUGUGUAGUACUGUAAAUGUGUGUGUACAUCCAGCGGACAAUACUUUGCCCCCUUUGCUCUCUUCGGAGCCAGUGUUUGGUUUGUUGCCCCCUAUGUUCAUAUGGAGGGCUCAUUCUCAGCUAACAAAAAUAAGAGUUAUAUAAAUACACUGAUGGAAGUGUAUAUUUGAUUAUAUUUCUGAUAAAAGAUCCCCUUAUCUUAUGAUAUAAUGCAGUCCACUAAAAUAAUUAAAAACAUAAAAGUAGACACAGGGAAUUUAGAGAAGCAAGUGAAAGUCGGUGGUAGUCAGUCUGCAACAGCAGUCCACCCAGGACGACUUCAAGGCCGCCGUCCGGAAACAUGCCAAACCUCGGCGGGGGCUCCUUCCUGGGCAGUGCCAUCCAUAGAGCCAACCAGCUGUUUCGAGCCUCGUGCCCCGGCGUGAGGAAUGUGGCUGUGGCUUUGAUGGACGUGCAGGCCGACUCCCAGGAGGAGCUGCAGUUUGAAGAGACGGCAACGGACGCUCAUGUGGAGGGGGUUGAGAUGUUUGUAAUAGGUGUUGUGAGCAGGACCGACCCUCUCUAUGAAGGAGUCAUUGCCUCCGAUCCCGAUAAAGGGCAUGUCUACAUCAUAGAUGACUUCAGGGCACUCCCUAGUACAUGAUGCACAUUGUCUCAAACAAUAGCAACACAGUCUGUUUUGGGUUCACAUGGAGCAGAGCGGUUGUGCAGCCUGACAGCAGCAGGAAGGAAGGUGAAUUAGUCGGUGGCUGAAGGAGAUGUCUAGAGCAGAUCACAGGAUUGGCGGUUCAAUUCCAGCCUUCGCUAGUCCAUGUCCUUGGGCAGGACACUUAAUUGCAAAUUGCUCCAGAAUUGCUGUUCCUAGUGGUAGUUACAUUGUCCUGAUGGACAGGUGGCACGGUAGCCAUUAGUGUAGGCAUGUGGUGAAUAGCACGUACCAGUCCAUUUGUCUAUUGCAUGUAUAGUGUGUGUGUGUGUGUGUGUGUGUGUGUGUGUGUGUGUGUGUGUAUAAUGCAUGUAUGGUUUACUUAAGCAAUAAGGUACGAGAGGCUGUACUUUAUCGUCCAAAUAUGUAACAGUUUGAGUUACAUAAUUAGACAAUAAAGUACUGCCUCAUGCUUUUGCUUUUAUAAUACGGUUACCAGCGAAAUUAUAAAUAGUAAGUAAAUCGCUGCCUUUCAGUACAAAAUUGUAUUAGCCAGCAACCGUUGUGAAUCGCAUUUCGGUAGCCUAGACAAAAAUAGGUGACCUGUGACUCAGUCUCAACCAAUCACAACGAUGGAUUUCAUCUCCCCGUAUUAUAAAUACGCAUUAAAGCGUCUUAUUCUGGGUUAAGUACAACCUGUACCGCUUGACAGAACAAUGUCAUUAUUUGUUUU
Messenger RNA from Gasterosteus aculeatus aculeatus (three-spined stickleback), 1448 nucleotides. The record is from RefSeq and is a predicted model, not a curated record. NCBI's taxonomy places the organism in Eukaryota, Metazoa, Chordata, Actinopteri, Perciformes, Gasterosteidae.